AUGAGCAUCAAUCAGGAAAUGAAGAAUUUCAUGCAAAAUUACUAAACCUGCUCUGCACAUUACUGAAAUGACAUCAGUCUCCAUUGCUGAGAUUGUUUAAGAAAAAAUCUGUUUCCAGAUCUGUAACUGGUAGCAGCUCAAGCUUUCUAUAACUGGAGGCAACUAAGGUGAAAUCUAAAUAAGAAUUGAAACAUGGAUCUAGACUCAGUCCCUAAAUUAGAUGAAGAGACAGAGAUUUUCAGGACCCAACAAAGACAGACUUAUGAACUGCUGGGAAUUGGCCAGGGGACUGGUAUUUCCUGUGACUCAAGUUUGCCAUCUGAAAGAUCCUAUCCUUACUCAUCUCAUCAUCCUUGUGUGCAUAUUAAUAGCAGCAAUGAUUGGGGGAUUUCUGAAGAGCUACGAAUUCGAGAACUGGAAGAAAUCAAGUCUAGAGCAGCCCAAAUGGAGAAAACCAUGCGUUGGUGGUCAGACUGCACUGCCAACUGGCGGGAGAAAUGGAGUAAAGUUAGAGUAGAAAGGAAUAAAGCCCGGGAGGAAGGGAGGCAACUGAGACUCCAGCUGGAGACUACAAUGAAGGAACUGAGUGUUCUGAAAAAAAUGAACCAAGACUUAGCAAAAGAAAAGGAGGAGUUAAAAGCUGAAAUUGCUCAGAAAAAGAAAUAUAGUUUCUUAGAGGUACCUUAUUUGAGAGAAGAUGGUCACCAGUUUAUGUCUCUGGAACAAGAACCUGUUAAAGAAGUGGUCAAGAACAACAUCAUCUGUGGCAUGAAGGAUUCUUGUAAGGAUAUGAAAAUUACUGAAGACAUGAUAAGAGACAAUCAAGAUACAAGAUUCAGUCUACAGCUUCAUGACUCCUUGAUUGAAGGAUCUCUUGGCAGAUGUCACGAAAAGCCUAGGCAAAGGAUGGAAAGCAUAGCCCAGCCUCUAGAGAAUGAAUCGAUAUCUGUUUCUGCCUUGCAUUUGCAUUUGGAUGAGACUCAGGAUGUCUUACAAAAGGAAAGACAAAUGAAUUUAUUUCUGGAAGUAGAGAAGCUGGAAUCUGAUUUAUCUCUGUGGAAAUGGAAAUAUGAAGAAAUGAGACAGUCUAAGAUGGAGAACCUGAAACAGCUGGAAAGACUACAGUCUGAGAAUGCCUCUGAGUGGGGAAAAAGAGAGAUUAUUGAUGCAGAAAAGCAAGGUCUGAAGAGAGAGAAUCGAAUGUUGAAGGCCCAGGUGAAAGAAAUUCAGGAACUGGUGGACAGGAAAAAUGAACUUGCACCAAGCAACUUGGCUUCUGAUUCUGAGAUGGCACAAAAUGAACUUCUGAAGAAAAAUAAGGAGAUCCUUGAUCUGCAGCAUGCUCACAACAAGCUAAACAAGCAGUAUCAAGAUAAAGUGGCAGAACUGAUGCAUACAAACAAGAUAGUCGAACAACAUGAGGCUGAAGUUAAGCAGCUGAGAAUUCGUGUGGAAGACCUAAAAAGGGGGCUAAAUCAGGCAGAAGAUGAGCUCGAUGACUCGUUAAAUCAGAUUCGAAAGCUGCAGCGAUCUCUAGAUGAGCAGACAGAAGCCAACAACAAUCUACAGGUUCAUCUUAAUCAUUUGAAAAGUAGAUUAAAGAGUCAGCAAAAAGUGAGCUCAGGACUUGGGAUCAAACAAAGUUCCUUAUGUGUUGCCGGGGACUCCACUGAGACAAUGAGUGAAGAUGAGGGGGACCAGCAUGCUUCAUAGAACAGCCCUGCAGUGACAAGUAUAACUCUAAUGAAGAACAGAAGGAAGCUAAUAAUGUUAGAGGAAAAGGACAGCUCUGAAAAAUGUCAUUUUUGUACAAAGAAAUCCUAUAUAUAUUAUUCUACAUAUUCAAAUUGUUACUAAGGCUUGAUGGAAAAGUGCUUGUUUCAAUAUGUACCCAAUCUGAAUUUGAGUUUUCAGUUGUGGAUUUUCCUUCUCAAGGGUCUUUAUUGCUGUCACUUAAAGCAAAAAUGUUGCUUGCUUGUGAUAACUCCCUAGUUUAUCAUCCAGAACAGUUGACUUCAAAACCACAUAAAGUGGAAGCCAGCUUGUUCCAAUUAGCUGUGAUCCAAGGGACAGAGCAAUGGACUGAGAUUCAAGAGACUCAGGGUCUCUUGUCUGCUGUGCUACUGAAAUUGCAUAUAACCUUGGACCGGUCAUUUUACAUCAACUUGUCCCACUAUGAAACAGAGAUACACCGUGCCUUUGGAAACCAUUUUGAGAGAGAGACAAAAAAAACCUUAUAAAAGUUAAAAAAUUAUUAUUUAAAACACUGCACUUUCCUCUCUUUCUCUUGCUCUUUCCCCUACCCCAUGCUCACAAACCAGCAUGUCUCAGCUUUAUUAUAAGGUCUGCCCCUUGCAUUUCUUUCAAUCUCUGUUUUAUUAACUGCAAUUGUAAAAAUAUUUACAUUAUGUUUCAGUAGCACCUGAAGUAACUCUAUGCCUGUUAGCACUAUCUCAAAAUGGCAGUUUUUUUCUGAAGUCUGAAAUACUAUUUUCAUUUAAAAUAAAUAAUAAUGUAAGACAAGCAGCUGUCUAGGGGUCAUUAACAAGGAAAAUAUAGCUUCUCUGGUACAGAUCAUCUACACAUGUAAUUCAGGAGUUCGAAGCUCAGCAUUAGGAUGUGAUAUAUUUUGUCCAUAUGAGCUGCAAACCCCCCAGAGGAAUUCCUGAUUUCCUAGUGAACGCAGCAAUUUUUGCUACCCCCUUCAGGUUACAAGCAUACUGGAUGGUCUACCCACCCAGUGAGUAGUCUCUUGGGCCACUUCUUAUUUCCUUUGCAGUGGCUUAUAGUGAUCCUCCUUGGUUGCAGGGACACCUGCACCACUCCCCAACUGCUGCCUUUAGUGAAAUGGUCAAAUAGCCUACUUCCCUUUCCUAGGUAUACAUCACUUCUAUACACAUCCUUCUUCUUUGGGGUACAGAAACACUCUGAGACAAAUAAUUUUAAACAGCAUUUUAUUUUAGAAUUUAUGGGAAUUAGCACUCACAGGAUGCUUGGGAUAGUAAUUUUGCAUUUCUGUCCACUCUUUUUCCCCCCUCAUAACUUUGUUCCUAUCCUUGCAAAGCUGACUCUAGUCAGAAUUCACAGUUUCUUAGAACUUUCUGAAAGUUGAUCCUCAACAGAAUAUCCUGUUCCUCCUUAUUUUUUAGUUUGCAAGCCACAGAAGGAAGGAAGGGAACCAUGUCAGGUAAAAUCAUUAUUUCCUUAUUAUGCACAAUGAUAUAUUGCAUUAGAUAAUGAUUGUGUUAUAAAUAAAACUGUUUUAUAAUGUUAAAUAUUUUGUCAGUGUGAAUUAGCUUCAAAGCUAUUCCACAUAGUUCCAUUUUUUCUAUGCUUAAUGGUCUCCCUAGUGCUGUUUUGAGGCAGUGUAGAUAUUUCAGGUCUCCUUAAAAAGCCAGCAGCUGCUCACUCAGCAUUUUCAUAUCUGUCUAAGUGAAUUCAUCAC
Messenger RNA from Alligator sinensis (Chinese alligator), 3445 nucleotides. RefSeq names its product coiled-coil domain containing 102B (gene CCDC102B). Bases 193 to 1713 code for a protein of 506 amino acids. The record is from RefSeq and is a predicted model, not a curated record. Lineage: Eukaryota; Metazoa; Chordata; Crocodylia; Alligatoridae. The transcript is spliced from 9 exons.